GAAACGUGUACUGAAAAUACCAGUUAAUAAUCAGUUCACUGCCACCUCUGAUCUGUCUUCGCUCAGAUUGUCCUGCGGUAACCUUGUCGUCAGCAUGGGAAGUAUCGGAAGACUUUCAACUAAGGGGACGGUAUUGUUACUUUGUGACAUGCAGGAAAAGUUCCGUCCAACAAUAUUCCAGUUCACCAACAUCGUGAACAACGCGUCUCGGGUGCUUCAGGCCUGUCGAGAACUUGGCAUCCCACCAAUUGUGACAGAGCAGUAUCCCAAAGGACUGGGUCCAACUGUGCCAGAGCUGGGGGCGUCUGACCUGAAAGCUCAUGCAAAGACCAAGUUCUCCAUGCUGACAGAAGAAGUGCAGGCCGAGCUCAAGAGACUUGGGGAGCCAAAGCAAGCCAUUCUGUGUGGCAUAGAGGCUCAAGCCUGCAUUGCGUGCACAACCUUCGAUCUCCUGGACAGAGGCGUAGAGGUGCAUAUUGUGGCAGAUGCAGUCUCCUCAAGAAGUCAGACAGACCGGUUGUUUGCGUUGUCACGCCUGAAGCAGAGUGGGGCUUUCCUCACCACCACCGAGGGGCUCCUGCUGCAGCUGGUGCAGGACGCGAAGCACCCCAACUUCAAAGAGAUCCAGAAGUUGCUGGCACACCCAUCUCCUGAUACCGGACUGCUGUCCUUCUUCAGCUCACUGUGACAAGCGCCCUUGUUCAUAACAAGCGGUUUUUCCACAUGGUUUGGUGGAUGUGCUGUGACACGUGAUACAAGAAUAAAACCUGUUUGUUUUGACUAUUA
This is a messenger RNA of Engraulis encrasicolus (European anchovy), 786 nucleotides long. RefSeq names its product isochorismatase domain containing 2 (gene isoc2). The transcript is spliced from 6 exons. NCBI's taxonomy places the organism in Eukaryota, Metazoa, Chordata, Actinopteri, Clupeiformes, Engraulidae. Gene Ontology annotation, cellular component: cytoplasm. The coding region runs from base 95 to 688 and encodes 197 amino acids. The record is from RefSeq and is a predicted model, not a curated record.